AUGCCACUCAAACAGUCGCCGCCGAUAAAUCCGUCGACGUCACGUAGUCCUUCAUUACAGCACUGUGACUCGGAACCAAAUUUAAAAUCAACUGAAUGUGAAGCUUACAUCAACACAGCGGUUCGAAAGAGAAAAUUUUCUAAUAACUUGUCCGAUGAAUUCUCCGCCAUCCUGGAUAAGUUUACUGACAUGUUUAUGUCUCUCAAGAGUGAACAGGACUCUAAAUUAUCAAAAAUCUUAGAUUAUGUCGGUAAUAUUAAACAACAAAAUGAUGAUAUCAGGGAAUCUAUUACGUUUAUGUCUGAAAAAUAUGACACUUUAUUGUCGAGUACACAAAGUUUACAAGAUGAAAAUAAAGCAUAUCGUAAGCGUAUAGAGAUGUUGGAAGAAAAAAUUGAAGGGCUUGAAAGAUCUUCACAUUCUUCUCGCAUAGAAUUGCGUAAUGUACCUAAAAAGGACCGCGAAAGUAAAGAAGACCUACUAAAUAUUUUGGUAAAGACAGGUGAAGUGCUUGGAUCGACCUUACAGCAUUCAGAUGUCAGAGAUAUUUUUCGAAUAAAUCAAAAAAACGACGGUAAUAAAAUCAUAGUAGCCGAGUUCACCAGUAACAUUACCAAGCAAAGAUUUAUCGCUAAUUUAAAGGAAUACAAUAGGAGAAAUAAGAACAAAAAAUUGACUUCGACCGACGCAGCCAUUGCGGGCCCUCCUACUCCUAUUUUCAUCUCUGAAAAUCUUCCCCAGAAAACAAGGCGAUUGUUUUCAGUAGCCAGAAACUUCCUAAAGGCAAAUAAUUAUGCAUACUGCUGGACAUAA
Molecule: messenger RNA, 813 nt
Organism: Parnassius apollo (apollo)
Lineage: Eukaryota; Metazoa; Arthropoda; Insecta; Lepidoptera; Papilionidae
Source: the annotation of a GenBank genome assembly